Messenger RNA from Larimichthys crocea (large yellow croaker), 4151 nucleotides. RefSeq names its product cyclin F (gene ccnf). Gene Ontology annotation, molecular function: protein binding. The transcript has 17 exons. Lineage: Eukaryota; Metazoa; Chordata; Actinopteri; Sciaenidae. The record is from RefSeq and is a predicted model, not a curated record. Bases 292 to 2625 code for a protein of 777 amino acids.
UAAACGGUGAGCGCGGGCGGUCCUAGAGUAGCUUUGGGGAGGGUCCAACAAGUGAAGACGCGUGCUUGAAUUUGAAUUCAGGCAAGAGAGCUAACAACUUGUUAAGAUAUUAGUCGACUACUACAGCACAGCAGAGUCUGGGAGCAGUAUCGUAACACUGUGUAUCUCAUUUCCUGGCGAAACAGUCUGUGUGUGUGUAUUAGUGUGUUAACUAACAUCGCCGUAACGUUUAAACUGCUGCUCGGUGUUGAAGCUAAAUCGCCGUUCGAGGAGAGAUCACUGCAACUUGCAAUGAAAGCGGGCGUGGUCCACUGCCAUUGUUCAAAAUGCUACUCUGUUCCUGCGCGGAAGCGGGUCCGUAAAAGAACUCCAGCCCUCACCUUGCUCUCUCUACCUGAGGAGGUCCUCCUCUGUGUGCUCCAGUGCCUCUCUGCUGAGGACCUGCUGUCUGUCAGAGCGGUUCACUCCCAGCUGCGGGACAUUGUUGACAACCACUCCAGUGUAUGGGCCAGGGUCAGUUUCAGGGACACAUGGCCAUCUCCAAACACCUUAUGGCUAUUUGAAAGAGCUGCUGAGAAAGGGAAUUUUGAAGCUGCCGUGAAGCUAGGAAUUGCCUAUUUGUACAAUGAAGGACCGUUGCUGAGUGAUGAGGGGCGGGCGGACGUAUGCGGUCGCAAGGCCUCCCACUUCUUCAGCAUGGCGGAGAGCCUGCGUUCUCCCCUCGCUGAUCCCUUCAUCUGGGUGUUCAUCCGUCCACCGUGGUCACCCACCGGCAGCUGCUGCAAGGCUGUGGUGUUCGACCGCCUCAAAGCAGAGUGUGACAACAACGUGCAGAAGAGAGGACCCUUGCUGCACUGUUUGGGCAGAGUUUUGCAGCUUUUUGAAGAGGAUGAAAGACGUUCCGAUGCUAUAUCUAUGCUGGAGCAGUCGUCACAGGCUGGUUGUCUACAGAGCUCCUACCUGUUGUGGGAGCACAAUCGGAAAGCAGCUAUGGCAGAUCCCGGCAGGUACCUCCAGUGUGUCCGAACCCUCAGGGACUAUGCUGGCAAAGGAUGCUGGGAGGCACAGCUCUCCUUGGCCAAAGUGUGCAGCAGUGGGAAUCCGCUGGGUUUGGAGUCAAAAGCCUGUUCUGACUUAGUGGCUCAGCUCUUCAGUUUGUCUAACUCGGCAUCUCGACACUGCACCCAGGGCAUCCUCAGACAGGGCAUCAAGGACACCAUGAGGUACAUCUUGGUGGACUGGCUCGUGGAGGUGACCACUAUGAAAGAUUUCUCCAGCCUGACGCUGCAUGUGACAGUGGGUUGUGUAGACCGCUACCUGGCUCUGCGCUCUGUCCCCAAGGCUCGCCUCCAGCUACUGGGAAUUGCCUGCAUGGUAGUUUGUACACGCUAUAUCAGUAAAGAAAUCUUGACCAUACGUGAAGCUGUCUGGCUCACAGACAACACCUACAAAUAUGAAGACCUGGUUCGAAUGAUGGGAGAGGUUGUCUCUGUGCUGGAGGGCAAGAUCAGGAGCCCCACACUGCUGGACUAUGGGGAGGUGCUGCUGUCUCUGCUCCCUCUGGAGAGACGGACCACUCAUCUAUUCAGCUACAUCUGUGAGCUGUCGCUGCUCUACACCGCUCUCGCCACACCACCACCUGCCAAACUGGCCUGCGCUGCACUACUGCUUACACGAGCACUACAUCACUAUGCUCCCCUCUGGCCCAGCCAGUUAUUCGACUACACAGGUUUCUCCAAGCAAGACCUCGUCUCCCUUGCUGUACUGCUCUACGUCAAGUGUUUCAGUCAAGAUGUUCCCAAAGAUUACAGGCACGUGUCUCUUACUGGCGUUAAGCAACGGUUUGAAGAUGAGGCCUACCAGCACAUCAGCAAAGAAAAGGUUAUGGACUUUAAAGAGCUGUGUCAGAUCUUGGAGAUUCCCGAGGUGGAACCUCAGAUGGAGCCUUCCAGUCCCACUGGUCAACCAGCAGACAUCCAUACCUUCCUCGCAUCUCCAUCCAGCACCAACAAGAGGAGACGCGAUGACGCCAUGCAGGCCCACAGAGUGGGCUUUGUGGCCACGCCCACAGCCGAGCUGUCCAAUCAGGAGGAGACACUCCUGGGCGACAUCCUGGACUGGAGCCUGGACACUUCCUGUUCCGGUUAUGAGGGCGACCAGGAGGAGGAGAGCGAGGGAGAGAAAGAUGCCGAUUCUUCGAUGAUCUCCAUCAAACUGCACUCACUGAUUGAUGAAGACAAAAGGCAAGAGCACUGCCGAGCCCUGUCCAGCGAUGAAGACAGCUUCUGUGAAGCAGAAAGGGAGGUGAGCAAGGACCGCCAACGCCAGGAACCUCUUUCCUUCUCUUCAGGAUACUCCUCCAUCCAGAGCGUUAGUCCCUCAUCCACGUGCUCCUCCUUCCCCCUCAUUCCUUGCACAUUCAAGACCUUUACCACGUCCCUUGGCGCAGCCAAUGCCCAGCCAGGCUUUCGCCUUUUGGUGCCCAUGCAGAGGCCCCGGGGCACCUCCAGCAAACAAGUGAAGAGGAAGAACUCUGCGGCUCAUAGCGGGGGUGAGGUGGAAAGAGAGGAUGAGGAGGGGGAGGGAGAUGAGUAUACUGCCAAUGCAGGCUUUCUGAGCUUAUAGACUGGUUGUUGGACUGGCCUCAGGUUAGUCACAGCCCACCUGCUCAGUUAUUGUCCUCCAGCACUUUGUUCUCGAUGCUGUUCCUCACUCCUGUCAGUCUGCACUGGUCCAACAAUUGCCAAAAGAUCAAGAGACUCUAAGCUUCAGGAGAAGUAAGGGAAAAUAAAUAUGUAUUACCUAGAAACUUGCCUUUCUAUUGCGUUCUAUUUCAGUUACAUGUUUACAGGCAUGGCGCAAUAAAAUACCUCCCAUAAACCGACUCGUAGUCAGCUCUGAAACCACUGGAACAUGACUUGACUUUCCUCAGGACCCUGGUACAGUUUCUGUUGUUUUACAGCCUUCUACAACAAACCUAUCUCAGAUAGUUGUAAAAGAAUUUAAACCUCAUGGACUUGUUUUGGAAGAAAAAAAAAAUCAUUAUGGUCACAUUGUGGAGAAACCUUAAACAUAGCUGUCAUGUUAUUGUGAUUUGUUUUGGUUGUUAUAGUUUCUGAUAUGCACUGUCUGUACAAGAAUCUAUCUUGUAUUUAGUGAAUGUCAUUGAUGGGUGACUACUGUCAUCUAGUUGAUGGAAAUGUCUGCAUCUGAAGCCUAAAAAAAAAUGAUUGUAUGUUCCUCUUGUUCAGUUUUGUCCUUAGUUCUGUGUGUUUGCCAAAGGUACUGUGGUGGUGUCAUUUGUGUUUUCAGGGGCAUCUACGUAAAAAGAAACAGAGCUGUGAAAUUAGUAUUUUAGUAGUCUGCAUCUUCUAGAGUCUUGUACAUAUACACCAGUUGUGCUGUUAAUAUUUUUUUAAAGACCUAUAGCACACUAUUCCCAUAAGGAACAGCAGUUAGAUGUUAACUGUUGACAUCGUGACACUCUGUGUUCAAUAAGGUGUGCUGAUAAUUGAGCUAAACGAGUAUCACCCAGCAGGAUGAGUACUGGUCAAGCCUCAGCUCAUCAUCCAGAUGUUUGGUGCUGCAGUCAUUAACUAUUAAGCUCAAAUGUAACGAGGCACCUAAUGCAACUUCAAACUCUAACAUGCUGAUAAGUUUUUACUUUUUCCUCCCAUCUCAAUUAGGUCUAGCACUUCUUUUUUUUUUUUUAAUCGCAGGAGCGCAAUUCAACAAUUUCCAUGCUUGAACAAUCAAUGCUAAAGUACUUUUUAAAUGGAUUUGCCUUCUUUGAGCAAAAGGGAAGUUCAGACACUAAAGGAAAAUUAUUACUUGAUGGGGUUUUUGAUCGUACUGUAUGUCUCAUUCAGCCCACAGUGUCUAAAUGUUUGUGACUGACUGUAAAUACAUAUUUCUUAAACUGUUACACCAGACUGGUUAUCCCCUGUGUCUUAUAAAUGUACAUAGUACUAUAUGUAUAAAUGGAGAAAGACAAAGAACAUGCCACUACUUGAAAUUGUUUUUGCUUCAUUCCAAAAAGGCAGUUUUCUUCAUGAAACCUGUUCUUCUCCAGUACAGUGUUUUCUUAAUAGACUUGUAAUGUGAAUAUGACAUUUUUGUAUUGAGUUCAAAUAAAACAAGCCAUCAUGCAA